Varroa destructor (honeybee mite) is the source of this 832-nucleotide messenger RNA. Its product is annotated as cuticle protein 16.8-like. The record is from RefSeq and is a predicted model, not a curated record. Gene Ontology annotation, molecular function: structural constituent of chitin-based larval cuticle. Gene Ontology annotation, cellular component: chitin-based extracellular matrix. Lineage: Eukaryota; Metazoa; Arthropoda; Arachnida; Mesostigmata; Varroidae.
CGAGAGCGAUAAAAAGCGCCCACCGGACGCAUUGAAACAUCAUUGACAGAUUACAUUUCCGCCGGCAGAAUUAUGUUCAAGUCGAUCUAUUUACCGGUGAUAGUUAGCGGUGGCGUUCUCCUUCUGUUUAACGCUGUCAAAGCUCAACAAAUUUCCGUUCGGCCUAGUAAUGUUCAGCUGCAGCAGAUUCAAUACCCACCUAUACCGUUUGAAUACGCUUACACUUCAGAUGACCCCGAAGGAUCACACAGUGCUCAGUCCAGCGGCGACGGAAACGGACGGAUGACCGGCUCGUAUAGCAUCUCGUUGGCGGAUGGUCGGACACGUACCGUUAACUACGUAGCCGACGAAAAUGGCUAUCGCGCCGAGGUGACCACAAACGAACUCGGUACUGAAUCGAAAAAUCCCGCAGACGUCGUGUUCACCUCGUCCGCUAUUACGGGUCAUGAAGCUGCCAUUUUAUAUGGGCCAAAAAGACAGGAGCUCGAUACCCAACAACGUAUUUCCACCAUAGCCACAGCUCCCAUUACUGGUACAUUGUCACGACCAGCCGUUUCUCGACCUCUACAGCAGGGGGGUCUGUCGUUCCAGGGUGGGGUGAAUGUUCCAACCUACGGCACAUUUGCGGGUGUGCCCCAAUAGGUGGCCUCCCGUUAUCUCGAGUGAUUAGGCUUUCUCGGGUCCGGUCACACCAAUUCGUCUGUCUAACUGCUACUGAUUAAUGCAAUCUGCACGACAAAAAAGCUUGCUAUUUGGCGGAAAUUAAAUACUUACCUCUAAACCAAGUGAAAUUAAUAACUAAAUGAAAUUAAUAAAUAAAUUACAACAUUUC